This is a messenger RNA of Aspergillus bombycis, 522 nucleotides long. Its product is annotated as glycine decarboxylase subunit H. NCBI's taxonomy places the organism in Eukaryota, Fungi, Ascomycota, Eurotiomycetes, Eurotiales, Aspergillaceae. Gene Ontology annotation, cellular component: mitochondrion; cytoplasm; glycine cleavage complex. Bases 1 to 522 code for a protein of 173 amino acids. The record is from RefSeq and is a predicted model, not a curated record. Gene Ontology annotation, biological process: glycine decarboxylation via glycine cleavage system; protein lipoylation. The transcript is spliced from 3 exons.
AUGUCUGCCGUCGCAAGAUCCGUCCGCCCCUUCGCCUCCCGCGUGCUUUCCCAGAAGCUCCCUCUGGCCGCCGCAUGCAGGAUUUCGCCCGUAACUGGUUUCCCGCGGGGAAGUGUUAGGAGCUUCUCCCAAAGCCCAUUCAUGGCACUGAAGAAGUACACCGAGUCGCACGAAUGGAUCGAGUUGGCCGAUGACGGCAAGACUGCCAAGGUUGGAAUCACAGAGUAUGCCGCCCAUUCCUUGGGCGAUGUUGUGUUCGUUGAGCUUCCUGAGAUUGGCUUGGAGGUCAACGCCGGUGAGCCCGUUGGAGCUGUGGAGUCUGUCAAGUCGGCUUCCGAUGUCAACUCUCCUGUCGCCGGUACGGUGACCCAGGUUAACAGUGUCCUGGAUGACAAGGCCAAGUUCAUCAACGAGAGCCCCGAGGGCGAGGCUUGGAUUGCUGAGAUCUCGGUCAACGACCCCGCAGAGCUUGACAGCUUGCUUGAUGCCGAGGCCUACAAGGAGACCCAUGGUCAGGAGUAA